Molecule: messenger RNA, 5173 nt
Organism: Liolophura sinensis
Lineage: Eukaryota; Metazoa; Mollusca; Polyplacophora; Chitonida; Chitonidae
Product: transport and Golgi organization protein 2 homolog
Exons: 8
Coding region: 2139-2999 (286 amino acids)
Biological process (GO): protein secretion; Golgi organization
Cellular component (GO): Golgi apparatus
Source: RefSeq, a predicted model, not a curated record
AUAUCUAUAGAUAAACAGUUAUAUACAUAUAUAUUUAUACAUGUACUAUAACCCUGGUUUUCGAGUUUUAAAUCUUAUUUUUCUUUUAUACGAUUUUAAACAUGUCUGUACUUUUUGUUUUACUUUUGGUGUUCAUAUUAUCAUAUCGAAAACCUUAACCGUCUCGCGUUUUCACCUUGUUCUCGCCACGAUAUGGCUGAAAUAUUGCCGAUGUGGCGUUAAGCCAUAAUCAUUCAUUCAUUCAUUCUUAAAAAGAAUGUCGGGUAGGAUAAAAUUUUUGCGACCCAUCACCUUGCCCGAAGUUGAAAAAAUUUCCAAACAUGGCAAACGUUGAUAUGAGUUGUCCGAUUCGAACAUUUAAACGGCUGGAUUGCUGUUGAAAGAUGGUUUACCAAUGCUGGCUUUCACAUUUUAGCCUACAUUUCGGGUGUUUUAGGAAAUCAGCGAAUACAAUAAAAAUAAGGUAAGGCUCGAGCCGGGUUUUUUUUAGUGAAAUUAUCCGCGUGGAAGUCUAUAUAACCAGAGUUGUACGUAACGGUAGGAAUGUCCAGCUUAGCUUAUGGGCUAAAGCAAGCCUCAGCCCUCUCCUCACCCUCCAGUUAAGGCUUACCCUAUACUAGCUGCGCUACCCGCCUCUCCAUUGCCUCCUAAGGUCCCGCAUACGGAUAUUAUAAAGCUGAAAGUUAAAAAGAAAGCAGAGAAAAAAGGGUUUUAUGAAUAAAACACAAGGACACUAAUUUCAAAUCGCCAAACAGGUGCCGGAUCAAAUGCACCCAGUGACCUUUAUACGAAUGUAACUCUUAUGUGUGUGAGGAGAAAAAAGUCCCAGGCAUGAAACUGACAAGUCGCAGAUUUGUGUGUGUCAGUGUGUGUUCGAAACAUCGGCUUCAAAAAGUAUGUGUCGCUUUGGCCUGACGUGAGAUGUCAGUGACUGGGAUUAAUGUUUUAGCUUUUCAGCUUAACCCUUGUUCAAAAUUUUUGGUGGUUUUGGCGAUAUCCUGGACGUAUGUAGUGGUAGUUGCGAAGUGGCUUAGUGAAUUAGACUUAGUAUUCCUAGCUUUGAGCGUUGGGUUCGUCGAUAAGACCAAUAGGAGGUGAUAAAUGGAAUGGAGCUAAAUGGGCUAAAUGCUGAUUUUUGUCGAAUUCAAAAGGUUAAAAUAACUAUAGGACAAUGGUCCUAUAUUUCAGCAAAUUUUUAUUUCUGAUCAUCAGGAUACAUGAAAAAGUCACAUAAAUAGCUGCUAGGCCCCUAAAUAUACACAGUUCAGUAACGCAAACAAGCAGUAGGCCUACAACUAGAAGGUUUGACCAGCGUAACCAGUCUUAUACACUUUCUUUGUGUAACUGAGUUGUAUACAUCAGCUAAUUAUGUGAAAUUUUUACAUAUCCUGAAGAUGACAAAUAAAAUUUUUGUUGAAUUAUGAAAUGUGAGAUAUGCAACUUUUCAGGGUUUUUUUCAGAGUAUCUAAUCUUCUGCAUUACGUUAAUGUCAACUUAGCCAGUGCUACAUGCUUCAUUUCGUUAACUUGUAUGCUAAUAGGCGGCUAAUUCUGGUUUUAGUAAGUGGUACACCACAAUAUUUUGCUUAGCAUGAUAUGCCAGCCUAAAGACUAGGUGUCGAGCAAGGUAAGGAUGUAGGGAAUAAAUUUACACAGAUAAAGCUGGUCGACAAAUUAUAUAUCAUGUUGGCACCAGGAGUGUUGUUUCUGAUUCCACCUGGAAUAUUUCAUUAUUCCAUAUCUAAACAUCUCCAACUUUUUCCAUGAUGUCGUCUAUGGCAUACAGAUUCUGAAUAUAAAUAGAAUUAAUUCUGAAAACAAUAAUUUUAUGUUUGUUCUGCAAAAAUUCACUUACACAGCUACUGGCUUGCUUGUCCAUGUGGACAGGUGAAAUAGAGAAUAAGCUGAAUUUGGAGUCCUUGCUUUUGGCAUUAUUACCAUGGGAGAGAUACAUGUACAUGUAGGAAAAAAUGAUAGCUAGUCCCCCUGCUCAAACAAAGUGACCUUACAACAUGAAAAAAGGCUGCUUGGACACAUUCACAUUCCUACUGCAGAAUAUGGUACAGAUCAAAACAUGCAAGUAAUAUCACAGCCACUACUUAACUUAUUUCAGUCUAAAUCCUCACCCCCAGAAGUAAGAUGUGUCUGUUGUUCUUAAGCCUGGAUGAGAACCCCACCCCCAGGAGAUACCCUGUGGUGAUUGCUAACAACAGAGAUGAGCUGUGGGACAGGCCAACUAAGCUGGCUGACUUCUGGCCUUCCCACCAAGACUGUAUCAGUGGUCUGGAUGAAGAACCAGGCAAAGAAGGAGGUACCUGGCUAGGAUUGUCAAAAACGGGGCAUUUUGCAUCGCUGUUGAAUAUUCUCUCAAGUCAGAAUGACCCUAACAAGAAGGGUAGAGGUCAUCUAGUCACGAAUUGCCUAACAUCCUCAAAUGACCAGCAGUCAUACCUGAGGUCUGUUUUCUCAGAGGCGGACCAGUAUAAUGGUUUUAACCUGGUUGCUUUACACAUAAGAGCUGGUUGGAAGUACACUUUGACAUUCCUGUCCAGCUGGACCCAGUAUUAUGACAAGCUGUUGGACAUUACACCUCAAGGUUAUCACGGUUUUGGAAACUGUAGACACAAGCCUGCGUGGAAAAAAGUGGAAGUUGGAAAAGCUGCCUUCAAAAAAAUAGUGGAAGCAAAUGGAACAACUGACAAGAAGGAGAAGCUGUUGGAGGAGUUAUUUCAGCUAUUGUCAGACAAGUCAAAACACCUUCCAGAUGAGCAGCUGGACAAUGAGGGUAAAAAUUUACCUGAAGAUCUCAGACAACAGCUGGCCGCCAUUAAUGUCUGGUCCCCUGCUAACAGAUAUGGCACCAGAACGAUGACAGUCAUACUGAUAGAUUCAGAUGGAAAUGCAGAAUACAUCGAAAAAACUCUAAAGACGCCUGUGGAAGCAGAAUCUAUCCAGUGGAUAACUUCACGGCACAGCUUCAAGAUGCAACUGGACUCAUAAUGAUAGACUAUCAAAAGGAAGUUUUAACUCAAUAAUUUGUCCAUGAUGAGUAAGCUAUGCAAGUCUAUAUAUAUCCAUGAAUAUAUUUUAAGUUUCCAGAAAGCUCAUAGUCCCCUUCAAAGGGUAGUAACUCUGUCUUGUGAAACAAAAAAGCCGUUUCUGAUGAUCAAAUUGAAGUCAUUACUAGCAGUAUCGGGUAACCAUAUCUGCAUUCCAAAAGGCUGCUUUGCUGAGAGAGAUGUGAAUGUGUUCUGGCUCAAAACUGCUCACAGUUGAUACUAAAUAACCCCAUAAGUUAUUGUAAUCAUAUUAUAUCCUAAAUGACCUAUAGUUUCGUUCAUGACUAAGUUGCUCAUUUUUCCAGAUUCUGGGAAUUUUAUUGAUUUUAGAAAGAUGCUUUGUGAGAUGUUUGGAUGGUAGGAUGAUAUCCAACUGGGAAAAUGUAAAUUUAUCAUCAGAAGUAAUACCUUAUGCAUUUAUUUGUCUCCAAAAAUGCUCUUUUGUGGUCAGACUUUUAGGUUACUUAAGGUACAUACUUUCUGUCGACAUUUGGUUUUGAGGUUCUGCAGCAUUCACCAAAACAACAGUUAGAUGUUCCUUUGUCCUGUGACAUCAUUUCAUAGCUCUAUUAGGUUAUUUCAGGAAAUUUAGACAAAGAAGAAAAAAAUUUCAAAAAUGGUAUAAUUGACCUGCAUAAAAUUUUAUGACACUGGUGAAACAGAGCGAAUCCACAAUUCUGCUGUGCCAUUGCAAGAAAAGUAUGUAUUCCAUGGCAUAUCUAUCCUUGUCUCUCCAAGUUUUUAAGUUUUAAAUUAUUAUAACAAUAACAUGAUAUAUUAAAUAUGUUUUUUAUUUUUUUUUUAGCCUAAUAUGAAUGAUGAACCAUUUUAUGUGUGCUGUUGGUUAGUAUCUCGACCUGUAAGGUGGGCUGUUUUUUGAGGCAGUUAUAAGACAUUUCUGCCUGCCGGUACCAUGUUUAAUAUACUUAGUCAUCUCAUUCUUUUGUAAUGUAAAAAAUACUCAAAUUUUCGAUUAUAGGAUAGCAAUAAGUUCUGUGGGUUGAGGAAUCCAGAGUGCUGAAGGUAAACCACCUACAUUUAGCAAGUUACAGAUGAACUUCCCACGUGUGACUUAACGAAUUGCACACCCUAUUAAUUUUAUGGAAGACAUUAGUGAUCUUCAACAAAGAAGAGUAUGCAAAUUGCCUCAACAGCGUCAUUGACAGCUGAUAUUCACUAUGGCCCCAUAAAAUAUUCUUUGGCGUAAAACACCAAUCAAAUAAAUCAAAUCAUAAUUUUCUGUGUGCUCACAAAUUUUCAUCGCUAAGACAGGACAACACAACUUCGGCCCAGUUACUUCAGGCGGGAAGCUCUAUUGUGCUGGAGUUCAAUCAUUGUUUGAAUAUCGUUUGAAUUCCAAACUUAGUGUGACGGGCCUACCAGCAAGGGAUUUGAGUUAGCAAACUCUGGGUUCUGAGUGCACUCUUCUACCACUAAAGGGAAAUUUCCUCCAGCCUGGAGGUAGAUAGCGUUUAUAUAUCACCCUGUUGCACAUCAUCAUAUGACUGAGAAAUUGUUAAGUAGGAUGUUAAACCCCAAGCACUUGCUCACUUACCGUUACAUUAGACAGAUAAUUUUCAAGAUUCAUGCAGCCUCUACUGUAGAUGUUUGAAGCAGUUUGUGUGGUCUUGCAUGAAUUUUGUCAAUAGCUUGCAUUUCACCAGUAUGGUAUUGAGGUGGCUCAUUGGGUAAAGCCUUGGAGUCAACAUCGGGUAGUUUAUAACAGAGGUCAGUGGUAUGUGUUCAGUUCAGGCUUUCCAGUUUCUUACAUCAAUGAAAUUGUCUAGCAUUAAAAGAGUGAAAUACUUAUCAAAUCCAUACAUAUACAUGUAGUUUUAUCUCUAUAUAUGCUUGUUACCCAUAGAUGAUAAUUGUUGUUAUUGUUUUUUUUUUUUUUAAGAUACACAUGUAUGACCCGAUCGUCUUGUACUUUGUAUAUUGAUCAUUUAUUCCAAGAGCAUCACACUUAUGAAAAUAAAUGGAAGUCAUUGUUAAACAUUGAAAUGUGACAUGCAUGUAUGUUAGUGUGGCCGCUGCAGGUGUGUUAGUGUGGACAUCGCAGGUAUGCUAGCGUGGACGUUGCAGGUGUGUUUGUGUGGACGUUGCAGGUGUGUU